CAACGUUUUUACAUUGUAUACAGAGCCUCCUAUAGCUCUCUCUUUAAAGCUCUGUGAUAGUUGAUAGCAAAGAAAAGAGAUAAGAAAACUGUGAUAUUGUUCAUACUAAUUAAUGGCUUCUUCUUUUUACCUUACCACUAUUGCAGCUGCAAUAGGCUUCUUUACCCUUUUGAGAAAGCUCAGUGUUCAUCAAGAUAACCAAGAAAAGAAGUCAUUUUCUUUACCUCCUUCAUCUCCAUCUCCGUUGUCUCUUUCAUCAGUUCCUCCAUCUUCUUUACCUCCUUCAUCUACAUCUUCAUUGUCUCCUUCAUCAGUUCCUUCACCUGCUUUGUCUUGCAUCUGGACGCACCAAGUCUUUCCCAGCUUCCGCGGUGAAGAUGUCCGUAGAGACUUUCUCAGUCACAUUCAGAUGGAGUUUCAAAGAAUGGGAAUCACUCCGUUUAUUGAUAAUGAGAUGAAAAGAGGAGAAUCCAUUGGUCCCGAGCUUAUUCGGGCUAUUAGAGGGUCUAAGAUCGCUAUUAUCUUGCUCUCUAGGAACUACGCUUCUUCAAAAUGGUGUCUUGACGAACUUGUGGAGAUUAUGAAGUGCAGAGAAGAGUUAGGUCAAACUGUGAUGGCCGUUUUUCAUAAAGUGGAUCCAUCUGAUGUCAAAAAGCUGACCGGAGAUUUUGGGAAAGUCUUUAGAAAAACUUGUGCCGGUAAAUCAAAGGAGGACAUUGGAAGAUGGAGACAAGCUUUGGCAGAAGUGGCAACGAUUGCUGGCUAUCAUUCAAGCAACUGGGAUAAUGAAGCCGCCAUGAUCAAGAAAAUUGCCACUGAUAUUUCGAACAUAUUGAUUAAUUCCACACCAUCAAGAGAUUUCGACGGGUUUGUUGGGAUGAGAGCUCAUUUAGAAAAGAUGAAACCGUUGUUGCGCCUAGAAUCAGAUGAAGUGAGGAUAAUUGGGAUUUGGGGUCCUCCUGGGAUUGGGAAGACCACAAUUGCCAGAGUUCUAUACAACCAAUUCUCCAACAGUUUCCAACUGAGUGUCUUUAUGGAGAAUAUCAAAGCAAACUAUGCAAGACCAACAGGCUCCGAUGACUACAGCGCGAAGUUGCAACUACAGCAAAUGUUUCUGUCUCAAAUAACGAAGCAGAAGGAUAUGGAGAUUCCUCAUUUAGGAGUUGCCCAAGAUAGGUUGAAAGACAAGAAAGUUCUGGUCGUUCUUGAUGGGGUGAACCAGUCAGUACAACUAGAUGCCAUGGCGAAAGAAACUUGGUGGUUUGGUCCUGGGAGUCGAAUCAUCAUUACAACACAAGAUCAGAAACUUUGUAAAGCACAUGGGAUUAACCAUAUUUACAAAGUGAAUUUCCCGCCAGAUAAAGAGGCUCUUCAAAUCUUCUGCAUGUAUGCUUUUGGUCAAAAUACCCCUAAAGAUGGUUUUAAGAAGCUUGCUUGGAAAUUUAUAAACCUUGCUGGUAACCUCCCUUUGGGGCUAAGAAUUAUGGGCUCCUAUUUUAGGGGAAUGUCAAAGGAAGAGUGGAAAAAGUCACUACCAAGGUUAGAGACUAGCCUUGACGCUGAUAUUCAGAGCAUUUUGAAGUUCAGCUAUGACGCUUUAGAUGACGAAGAUAAAGAUUUGUUUCUUCAUAUAGCAUGUUUUUUCAACCACGAAGAGAUUAAGAUAGUGGAAGAGCAUCUUGCAAAGAAGUUUGUGGAAGUAAGGCAAAGACUUAACGUCUUGGCUGAGAAAUCUCUCAUAUCUUUUAGCAAGUAUGGAAAAAUAGAGAUGCAUAGUUUGCUAGCAAAA
Camelina sativa (false flax) is the source of this 1789-nucleotide messenger RNA. The record is from RefSeq and is a predicted model, not a curated record. NCBI's taxonomy places the organism in Eukaryota, Viridiplantae, Streptophyta, Magnoliopsida, Brassicales, Brassicaceae.